Messenger RNA from Clupea harengus (Atlantic herring), 978 nucleotides. RefSeq names its product GTPase IMAP family member 9-like. The record is from RefSeq and is a predicted model, not a curated record. Gene Ontology annotation, molecular function: GTP binding. NCBI's taxonomy places the organism in Eukaryota, Metazoa, Chordata, Actinopteri, Clupeiformes, Clupeidae.
UGUGUUUGCAAGACUGAUUUUCAAGACAGGAUCCACACUUUACAUACUGAAUAAGACAGUAAUGGCAGGUCAUGCUGAAAGGAGGAUCUUGCUGGUAGGAACAACGGGAGUUGGUAAAAGCAGCACAGGGAACACCAUCUUAGGAAAGAAAGCUUUUCAGAAGGCGGCAUCUCCAUCCUCGCUUACACACGAAGGUGUUGCAGAACAGAAGUACAUGAAGAGGAAAAUGAUUAAAGUGAUCGACACACCAGGACUUUUUGGAACGGAUGAAGUUGAGACAGAGAACGGAGAAGGGACCAAAGGUGAGGAAAAGCGUGAGAUUGCAGGAAGUAUUGUUGAGUGCUCCCCUGGCCCUCAUGCUGUGGUCAUCGUCCUUCAAGUGGGAAGAUACACAAAACACGAGAUGGAAACUGUGAAGCACAACACAAAUAAUUUUAGUGAAAAGGUACUGAAAUAUACAAUAGUCCUCUUCACACAUGGUGAUAACCUUGAAGGUCAAACCAUUGAAGAGUUUGUCACAAAGAAUGGCAAGCUGCAGGAACUCAUAAAGAAGUGUGGAGGUCGAUGCCAUGUCAUUGACAACAAGCACUGGAAACGUUGGCCGUUUGGGUAUAAAAGCAACAGAACUCAGGUGGGCAGGUUGCUGAAUACCAUUGAAAAGCUGGUGGAAGAGAAUGGUGGCCAAUAUUACACGAAUUAGUUCCUCCAGGCAGUAAAAACAGAUCUACAGAAAAAAGACAAGAACGAAGUUUGCUCUAACAUUAUCGCAGCAGGCUGUGUUACAGGAGUGUUGCUGGGCGCCCUGCUUGGGAUUCCUCUGCUGGUGGGAGCAGGCGUGUACCACUGCGGCAGAAGCCUGAAAGAACACCUCAUCAACCUGUCAGGAACAGAUGAAGAUGAGAAAAUCGAUGAUGCAAGUACAUUACUAACAGCUGCUGCAGCAGGCAAUGUUGGAAUGGUAGGGGUAGCUGCAGCAGC